Amoebophrya sp. A25 is the source of this 859-nucleotide messenger RNA. The record is from the annotation of a GenBank genome assembly. Lineage: Eukaryota; Dinophyceae; Syndiniales; Amoebophryaceae.
AUGUACCAGAGAGGGAGGCCCCCCCUGUGGAUGGAGCGGCGGCGACGUCCGCGCGCCCUUUUUUUCGCGGUGGUGACAUGUAAGGACUCACGGGGGCGAAGGCCUCAAAAAGCGAAGCCGGAGGCCCCUGGCGGCUCUCCGCAUGUACCCCACAGGCGUCCCGACACUUGGGCCCUAUCAGGGGGACGGCCUCCGGGGGGAGAAGGGCGCCCCCGAAGGCGGCCGCGGUCGCGAGGCCUGGCUCCUUUGGCCCUCAUGGGGGGCAGCAGGUGGCAAACUCCUCCGGUGAGGAGCCCGCACACGGGAGGUCUGUGGGGUACAUGCAACACGGCAAGAGGGUCAUGCCUUGCCAACUGCUGCCCUCGGAGGCCCUCCACCCCCCAAGGGGUUCCCCCAGUGAGGAGCCCGCACCCGGGAUAUUGGUAAGGUACAUGCAACACGGCAAGGCGGUCAAGCCUUGCCACUUGCUGCCCUCGGAGGUCCUCCACCUCCCCCGGGGCUCCCCCAGUGAGAAGCCCGCACCCGGGAGAUCUGUAGGGUACACACACCACGGCAAGGGGUGGCAAGUCUUGCCACCUCUGCCGCCUUCGGAAGCCUUCCACCCCCGGCCGUCGGUGCUUGAACCGCCUCAGGGGCUUGGGCUCUGUAGGGUACACGCACGAAGCCGCGAGGGCUCGAAGGUGGGCGUUUGGAGGCCUUUCCGCCCGGCAGUCUCUCGAAAAAAAGGGCCCGGGGCUGGAGGCCCCUCCCCUCAAAAAGUUGCAUCGGGGGAACCUUCCGCCUGGAGCCCUGGGGCUUACUUAUGAUGUAUAUCCUCGGGUUAGUUUUCCUUUUCGUGUUCAGUUGUGCUUCAUAUUGC